UUUCCAAACUUCUGCGUUUUAGGUCUUCGUUUUCGUCGUUUCAUUCUGGACGAGAGGUGCAAACGUAGCAAAAGGUCUCCGUUUUAAUUCGAAAACACAGUAGUGUGGAUGGGGCCUUAGUUUUUACCUGUAAGCAAGGAUCAGAUGGACCAUCACGUGAUCAGAGUGUCCCAGUGGAGCGCGUGUGACGGCGUGAUAGGCCCUGCUAACUGUGGUGUAGCAGUGAUCCAAAGUGUUCCCCUCUCUGGUUGGACACGUUAAAAACUGUAUUUGGGGAGUCCAUGGCUGAGGUUUCCUUUGUUAAAGUCAUAGAGAACAAUAAGAAGGGAGUCCAGGUUUGUCUGCUCCACACAGUAUCCGCUGUGCGCCGUGCACGUUGGCGUGCGGCGAGAUGUAAACACCGACCGAGUGAAUGAAGCAAACUCACGUUGGGAGUAAAACGGUUUACAGUUAAUAAGAAAUUCCAGAUCAGGAGAACAGAGCUGCUGAAUCACUGUCACGUCGCUACACCAGCCAUUGUUCAUAUAAAAACAGACACCUCCACCUUUUGUUUCGCCGGAGAGUUGGCCGGCGAAGACGCACAAGUGACCCGGCUCUUUUUCCUCUCCUGCGGCGCUUCACAGUGCGAACGACAGCGAGCGAGCCCUUCACUGAAAUGUCCAAUAAUUCCACUGAUGACGCGAGAAUAGUGGGAAUUAAAUCCGCUGGAGUUGUUCCCCUGAUGUUCAUGAGCUCCUCUCUGGUGAAAGAGCUCCGGGAAUCUCAGCCGAAAACUGAAUUAACACACAAAAACAAAACACAACAAAGCGCACCGAGGCAGCUAUACCCAGCGCCAUCUUACUCACUAAGUACACUAUAUAACAGAUCUAUAAAAUGACUAGAUAGGAUAUUACUGUAACAUAACUAAAGAUAACAUUACUUUAACAUAAGUAACUGGUGUAGAGACAUCACCUCCAUCAUGAGGUGUGAAACGUGAGAACAAAAUCCUGCUGAUUCGUCUGAAAUUGAUCCAGAAUCCCGAAGUGAACUGAUGAACUUGGAAAAGCAGAUUCCUAAAGCCAGAAGUGGUCUCUGCAUUGCUUCUCUUCUCGUCUCUGAGAUUUGAACCAGGUACGAGGUUAAUGACAUCACUUCCUAUGUGUUUCCCUCCAGCUGUCGAUGUGACUCGCCUCCCUCUGACCUUCUGGAGGAAGUCUCCGUUCAUCCAACACUUCCUCUCUUCUCCGCCACCAGUGCGCCAUGGGAUUUGCAGACCUUGUCAUCCCCCUCCUCUCCCUGGUGACAUCAUCGGUGUGUGCUGGAGUGGGCGGGGCCAGUCAAGGCGGCGCUGUGCUGUGUCCUCUGCAGUGCGUGUGUGAGACGAGGCCCUGGUACACCCCGCAGUCUGUGUAUCACCAGGCCAGGACGGUGGACUGUAAUGAACUCCAUCUGCAGAGAAUACCAGCCAACGUUUCAUCGGACACACAGGUGCUGCUGCUGCAGAGUAACAACAUCUCCUCCAUCACGACCGAACUGCAGCGUCUGACCAACCUGACAGAACUGGACCUGUCACAGAACCACUUCACACAGGUGAGCUCUAUGGGUCUCUCCACUCUGGGCCGCCUGGUGACUCUGUACCUGGAGGAGAACCGGAUCGAGGAGCUGGAGGACUUUAGUCUGAGGAACCUGUCCAGUCUGGAGGAGCUCUACAUCAACCACAACCACAUCUCCUCCAUCGGACCCAAGGCCUUUGCUGGGCUCACCAACCUGCUGCGGCUCCACCUGAACUCCAACCGGCUGGUGGCCAUCGACAGUCGCUGGUUUGAGUCUCUGCCGUCCCUGGAGAUCCUGAUGAUCGGGGAGAACCCAAUCCUGGGUCUGGAGGAGAAGAACUUCCUGCCUCUGUCCCGUCUCCACAGCCUGGUGCUGGCCGGGAUGGGACUGGCCUCCGUCCCCUCCGCCGCCUUCCUGGGCCUCGACUACCUGGAGAGCCUCUCCUUCUACGACAACCGGCUCAGGUCUGUUCCUCGGGACGCUCUGAGCAUGCUCCCUAACCUGAAGUUCCUGGACCUGAACAAGAACCCAAUCGGCCGAGUCCAGCAGGGAGAUUUCCAGAACCUUCAGCACCUGGAAGAGCUCAGUCUGAACAACAUGGAGGAGCUGCUGAUGGUGGAGCGAGCUGCUUUCCAAAACCUUCCAGAAAUCGCCAAACUGGAGCUCUGCAACAACCCCCGACUGUCCUACAUCGACCCGCAGGCCUUCAGUGACCUGUCCUCCCUCCGGACUCUCCUCCUCCACAGUAACCAGCUCAGCCUCCUCUCUGGAGACCUCCUCUCCUCCCUGCCCUCCCUGGAGGAGGUGUCUCUUCACUCCAACCCCCUGCGGUGUGACUGUCUCUCCUCCUGGGGGCCUCACCUCGGCAACCAAUCACAUCUCAAGAUGCUGGAGUCCUCCAUCACCCUUUGCUCCACCCCGCAUCACCUGAUCGGUCGGGAGCUGCAGGAAGUGGUGGCGGUCGCAUGGGGCGGGCCCGGCGGGGGCGGGGCCAACAGCUGCCUGCCUCACAUCUCUCCUCACGCCUUCCCACCUGCCAUGAACGUCAGCGCCGGGCAGCCAAUCACACUGGAGUGCUGGGCGGACGCUGACCCCGCCCCCCAGUUCUACUGGGUGACGCCCACUGGAGACAAGGUGAGCUCAGAGGCGGUGGCUGCACCAAUCAUAUCAGGGGAGGGGCGUGGCCUAAUCAGGAAGAAGAAGAAGCAUCGCGUGUCGGAACCCGGAGCGUUGGUGAUCGAACACGCGGAGCCGUCAGACGCAGGUGUUUAUACCUGUGUAGCGUGGAACAUGGAGGGAGCGGACACGAAGAGCGUCUCAGUGAUCGUGGACUCUCAGGGGUCUGCGGGGUCGCGGUCUGUCGGGGGGAGCUGGUGGGACGCUGAGCCCAGCAGAGAGCAGCCCUGGCUGGGGAACUCUGCCGGCGCUGCAGCCUCUCUGGUGCUGCUGGCAAAGGUGGUUCACGCCCAGUCGGUGGUGUUGGAGUGGAAGUUGUAUCCCAGCAGAGGAUCUUCGUCUGUGGGUCAGGACGCCCCCCUACCUCUGCCCCGGUGGACCAGCGCCACUGUGCACAUAGAAAACCCUCAGAUCAGCUACACGGCCAAGGUGAACACCUGA
This is a messenger RNA of Micropterus salmoides (largemouth bass), 3150 nucleotides long. Its product is annotated as leucine-rich repeat neuronal protein 1-like. The record is from RefSeq and is a predicted model, not a curated record. The transcript has 11 exons. NCBI's taxonomy places the organism in Eukaryota, Metazoa, Chordata, Actinopteri, Centrarchiformes, Centrarchidae. The coding region runs from base 1240 to 3150 and encodes 636 amino acids. Gene Ontology annotation, molecular function: protein binding.